Molecule: messenger RNA, 441 nt
Organism: Strongyloides ratti
Lineage: Eukaryota; Metazoa; Nematoda; Chromadorea; Rhabditida; Strongyloididae
Exons: 1
Coding region: 1-441 (146 amino acids)
Source: RefSeq, a predicted model, not a curated record
AUGAUUCUUUUAAAAAAAUUAAAUUUUAAAUAUGUUUUUCAAUAUUUUUAUAUAAUUAAUAUAUUUUUGCCAUUAACGUAUGGUAUUGCUUGCAAAAGUUAUCAUAAAUAUUAUGAUGAUUUUAAGAAGAGAGAAAUUGUUGAGUCACAAUGUUAUUCAAGUACACCAUAUUGUGUUAAGGCAAUUUAUUCUGAUCCUGAUCCUAGUAAAAUGAAUGGUAUUAGUCAAGGAUGUGAUAAGAAUGAUUGUAUUGGUGUUGGAAAACGAUCACAUGGAUGGGAUAAAAAUGGUUGUAAACGUCAUUCAGAUUAUGGAAAAGAUGGAAUAAUAUGUUGUUGUAGUGGUGAGGAUUAUUGUAAUACAUCGAAAAAAAAUAAUUCAAUGUCUUAUAUUAUUCUUUUCAUAACCUUAAUGUUAUUCAAAAUUUUUAAUAUUUUUUAA